Messenger RNA from Pocillopora meandrina, 954 nucleotides. The record is from the annotation of a GenBank genome assembly. NCBI's taxonomy places the organism in Eukaryota, Metazoa, Cnidaria, Anthozoa, Scleractinia, Pocilloporidae.
AUGGCUGGAGUUGUUCAGUGGAUUGAUGGUCGGGCACAUCAGCCACAUGUUGUUGAGAAAUGUUGUCCUAGCAUACACAUCACACAGAACCAGUGGGACGAUGAUUGGAACAAAUACUUCAGUGAUAGUCGACAUCAAUAUCCUCAUAUCUCUGACUAUGAGUGUGUUUUCAGCCAUCCUUUCAUGGCUGAGUGCAUGAACUUAAAGUAUGGUCUACCAUGGCAGAACCUACAAGCAGCAAAACUGAAUGGGACCAGCGUCCCUUUCGUCGAUCUAGCGCACUUCACUAUACCAGUCAGAGCAGAUAGUAUCAUUGAUGAUGGGGGCUUCAAGGGAGGAAUGAAGAAAAUCAACGAAGACGAAAACGGACAUGAUAUCGAAGCAGAGUUUUCGUGGUGGAGUCCGAAGUUUUCGGAGAACGAAAUCGAUCGUGUACGUGAUACCCUGCGUGCAGCCAUAGAGCCUUUUCUUGGUAAAGAAAAUGAUAAAGAAGAAGUCGUAAGUCAAUUCGCUAAGUCUCACGCCUUCAUACCAAGUUCGGAGCGGUAUGGAAGUUCCUAUUUCCAGUAUGGCUUUGAAACGUUAUGUCAACAUUAUGUUGAAAAAUACCGUAAGAUUGGGGAGGAAAAUUCGCUCCAAUUCAAGAUAUUAGGAACAUACAUUUACAAGAAAGAGAUCAUGCAUGCUGUUCUUGUUUGUAGCGACAAAGAUGAACAGUUUUCGGAUUACCCCGACGUCGCUGAUGAUGAUAAUGAUGAUGGCAACAACGAGGGGGUAGUAACGCGCGACUACGAUGGCAACUGGGUUUGGAAGCCCCAAGCAACCGCUACAGAAAUUGUACGUCUUCCAGAUUGUUUGCAAAGCUUUCCCAUAUACCGUAGAUGGGAACAUUUAGCUUUUGCAUUUUAUACACCGAACGGGGUCUUCAAACUCCCUGACUUAGAAGAACAUCGC